This is a messenger RNA of Rotaria sp. Silwood2, 645 nucleotides long. Lineage: Eukaryota; Metazoa; Rotifera; Eurotatoria; Philodinida; Philodinidae. The record is from the annotation of a GenBank genome assembly.
AUGGCAACAAACAAUGAUGUACAAAUUAAAAUAGAAAAUGAUAAUCAUUCAUCUCAAUAUGAUGAUCGUGUUCUUUUUAUUUAUAUUAAUCAAUGGGAAAAUCAUUCGAUAGCAAAAAUUCAAAUCACAGCUCAAAAAGCUCGAAAUGAUCUUCAAGAAAUUUUUGAUAGAAAACUUCAAGAUUUUGCUAAUUUAUUAAAUCAAAUGAAUAAAGAAAUUGAAACAAAUUUAAAUGAAAAUAUUACUCUUUCAAAAUGGACAGAACAAUUAAAUAAUCUUCGACAAGAUUUAUCAAAUCUUUCGACAUGUGUUUAUUUAGAACAUGAUAAAAAUGAAUCACCUAUACGUUUAAUUAAACUUUUUCAUAAAAAUAAUAAUGAAAUUAAAAAAAUAGAUGAUAAUAAAAACGAAGAAAAUAUAAUAAAUGUACCUGGUACUGAGCCAUUACCACUAGCUAUGUUACAUAAAGUAACAUUGACUGAACAAAAACAAUGGUUAGGUGAACGACUUUUUGUACUUGUUCAACAGAUCGAACCAACUUUAGCUGCAAAAAUUACUGGAAUGUUUAUUGAACUAGAUACAAAACAUAUUUUAACAUUGAUUAAAUCACAGAAAAUACUCAAAGAAAAGGUUAGAAUUAAUUAA